AUGAUUCGCUGGGGCACCCCGUCGUCGAAGCGGUUCUGCCUGGCCGCCUCGUCGCUCAUCACACUUGUGCUGCUGGGAGCGUUCUACUCCCGUCAAGCUCGAACCCAUGCUCCAGCUUGGAAUAUAGUUUCGAAGGACCUCGACUGGUCCAAGUUUGCUUAUGUGCAGUACGUCACGAACAGCGACUAUCUGUGCAACUCGGUCAUGUUGUUUGAAACUCUCGACCGUCUGGGCAGCAGGGCCGACCGCGUGAUGCUGUACCCGGAGUCCUUUCCAAGCAGUGAUGACGAUGCACGACUCCUGAUCAAGGCCCAGGUUGACUACAAGGUCCGCCUGCAGCCUGUGCAAAUCCAACACAGGGCCGGCUCGGAUGCCACAUGGGAAGACUCCUUCACAAAGCUUCUCGCCUUUAACCAGACAGACUACUCGCGCGUGCUGUCCCUGGAUUCCGACGCCACUGUCCUCAAGGCCAUGGAUGAGCUGUUCCUCCUCCCACCCAGCCCAGUGGCCAUGCCCCGUGCGUACUGGCUCUAUCCCGACAAGCAGAUGCUCACGUCUACAGUCAUGCUCGUCCAGCCGAGCGUGUUUGAAUUUGAGCGCGUCGCCGACGAGAUUGCGCACGCGAGCGGCAGCACCUACGACAUGGAGAUUGCCAACAAGCUCUACGGAGAUCAGGCCAUGGUCCUGCCGCACAGACCUUAUGUUCUGCUGACUGCCGAGUUUCGGUCGGCGAACCACUCCCGGUACCUCGGGCCGUCAGGGCGCCACGAGAAGUGGGAUCCUGAUGCGGUACUCGACGAGGCGAGAUACCUGCACUUUUCGGACUGGCCCGUCCCGAAACCCUGGGUUGAGUCCCGGCAAGCGGACAAGGUGCGGGACGAGAUGCAGCCACGGUGUUGGGUGAGGGACGGUGUGGAGGAUUGCAGGGAAAGGGAGCUGUGGCACGGGUUCUAUGCUGAUUUUGCGGCAAGAAGAAGGCGGGUUUGCAGGUAG
Molecule: messenger RNA, 993 nt
Organism: Ustilaginoidea virens
Lineage: Eukaryota; Fungi; Ascomycota; Sordariomycetes; Hypocreales; Clavicipitaceae
Exons: 3
Coding region: 1-993 (330 amino acids)
Molecular function (GO): glycosyltransferase activity
Source: RefSeq, a predicted model, not a curated record